UGAGGAUUACUCCAAAGUUGUUCGCUGCCUCCAGUACAUCAUAUACAGCUGCGAUGAUAACAGGAGUAUACCCAUUGCGGCCUACAGUACAUCGGAUAACUCGCAGCAGUUGAAUGCAACAUGUUCGUUUCUAUCAAGUAGUCCUGUCGCCUGUGUAUACUCUUUAUUUACUCAACUUAAUGAGUGUUCACGACAAGCCGUGCAAGAAUUUGGUGGAAGUGAAACAGAUACGUGUUUGAUGCAGGCUAAGACUGAUGCUUGUUCAUAUCCACUGCUGCGGUUAUGUGGCGAUGCUGCAGUACGCAUCUACGAAGAUCAAACGAGGAAUGAUACCGGCUGUAAAAAUGAACCAGAUACAACAGUUGAACUCUCAAAUGGACAUACGCACCGCGUGGACUGUUCAACGACUAAAGGGAUACAGGACGGAGCUCUUGACUGCUUAUUGUACCAUGGUAUUUACCUUGAAGUGCCUCAGUUGUCAUCACCAGAAGAAACAACGGAUUACAUACUGAAACGUCUCACAGUGUCCCGAUAUAGAGACAUGUGCAGCAACAUGUCAGCCUACCAUAACGCUGUCAGCUGUACCCUUGCUGUCCUGACACAGUGCAGUCCGUCCAAGCGACACCUGUUUGCUGACCCCUAUUCUACCACUCUCGGAAUGACCUCAUUUUGCGAACACAAGGAUUUUGAUAAAUUUGCCUCCGGUUGUGUGAUGAACGCCGACCAGAGCACCUGUGAGAAAUGGAUGGUUAAUUCCAGCACGCCCGAGCAAAUGUGCAGUAUCAUCCAAACCUUCACCGACUGCAUGAAAGCCUCUGUGGAAUCCUGUGGUCCAAGCACUGCUGAACUGUACACGCACCUGCUGUCAUCCCAGGUCCCCGCCCCCUGUGUGCAGGGGGGAAGGACGACCACACCCAUCCCUAAGAGCCGGGCUGGCAAACGUGUGGCUUCAAUGUUAAUGACAGUACUCGCAUUUAUAUAUUCGAGAGUUGGAGUAUCUCAGGGGUGAAACCCGAACAACCUGAAUGUGGACUUUCUUUUGUUCUAUUUUCUUUUAGUUUCUUAAAAUACGUUACAAACUCAACACAUACAAAUUUGACAACGGUU
Molecule: messenger RNA, 1107 nt
Organism: Haliotis rufescens (red abalone)
Lineage: Eukaryota; Metazoa; Mollusca; Gastropoda; Lepetellida; Haliotidae
Exons: 7
Coding region: 239-1009 (256 amino acids)
Source: RefSeq, a predicted model, not a curated record